Molecule: messenger RNA, 531 nt
Organism: Plasmopara halstedii
Lineage: Eukaryota; Oomycota; Peronosporomycetes; Peronosporales; Peronosporaceae
Product: translation elongation factor tu
Exons: 5
Coding region: 1-531 (176 amino acids)
Biological process (GO): translation
Molecular function (GO): GTPase activity
Source: RefSeq, a predicted model, not a curated record
AUGUUGGGACUGGGGGACACAGUAGGCAAUUCCUUCCUUUUAAUGCCAAUUGGAGAAGCUUUGACUGUAAAAGGUAUGGAGCAGGAUGGCAAGACAUGCACACUUGCUCGUGCUGGAGACACGAUUGAAAUGGGUGUGAGUGGAAUUGAUCCAUCAGCUCUAACUACUGGCAGCAUUUUGUGCUCGAUUGCAUCACCAGUUCAACUUGCUCAAAGAUUCGAAGCUAAGAUUAUGACUAUGCCAGCGGUCGAAGUGCCUAUAGUCAAAGGGACAUCUGUGACGAUUCAUAUGCACAAUAUUGACGAGCCAGGUAACAUCACUCGAUUAGUGAGUGUUUUGACCAAAACAGGGGAAGUGGAAAAGAAAAAGCCGCGAUGUAUAUCGCGCGAGCGCUCGGCAGUAAUUCAAAUUACAGCCAAGCGCAAAAUUUGCCUCGAAGUGUUUGCUAAUUACCGACAACUCGGACGCUUUACACUCCGCGAUCGCGGCAAAACGCUAGCUGCUGGCAUUGUCACGCAGAUUUUUACCUGA